Messenger RNA from Ricinus communis (castor bean), 1539 nucleotides. RefSeq names its product adenylate kinase, chloroplastic. Lineage: Eukaryota; Viridiplantae; Streptophyta; Magnoliopsida; Malpighiales; Euphorbiaceae. The record is from RefSeq and is a predicted model, not a curated record. Gene Ontology annotation, cellular component: cytoplasm. Bases 271 to 1191 code for a protein of 306 amino acids. Gene Ontology annotation, molecular function: AMP kinase activity; nucleoside diphosphate kinase activity; ATP binding. The transcript is spliced from 8 exons. Gene Ontology annotation, biological process: nucleoside triphosphate biosynthetic process.
CAAGAAGGCCUUGAAAAAACAAAAAAGAAAAAAAAAGAACAUAAAACAUAAAAAAGCCGCCACAAAUAUAUUCAUGGGUGAUUUAGUACUCAUUCGAAAUUACCUAUUUGCCCAUCCAAGCCUUGUGUAUUUAUAUAGAAGAUCCCAAUUAUUAGUUUCUUACCAGUGACAGCCUCCUUCUCUAGCUCUCUGUCUUUCUUUGACCACUGAAUACUCUCUAAUUAGACAGAGAAGGAAAGGAGAGGCACAAAAAAAAGUAAUAAGAAGAAAAUGGCAGCAGCAGCAGCAGCGACAAUUACCUCCGGCGGUGUCAAUUUUAGAGUUGGAGGAAAGUCGCAACCGCAAUCACCGCCGUGUACUUCCUCUUCAAAAUUGAUCUUUUCAUCGUCAACCGGGAAUCUGUGUUGUUCUAACAAUUGUUGUCUCUCUCUCCGUUCUUCUCGUCAAGGAGCCUUAAUAUCUACUCGUGUGGUUCCCAAUCCGACUAUGGUAAUAGCAGCAGCUAAACCAGAGCCUCUCAAGAUUAUGAUUUCAGGAGCUCCUGCUUCCGGUAAAGGUACUCAGUGCGAGCUCAUUACUAAGAAAUAUGGUUUGGUGCAUAUUGCUGCUGGAGAUCUAUUGAGAAUGGAAAUUGCUUCAGGGAGUGAAAAUGGGAAGCGAGCGAAGGAAUAUAUGGAGAAGGGGCAAUUGGUCCCAAAUGAAAUAGUUGUCAUGAUGGUGAAGGAGCGCCUGCUGCAACCAGAUGCUCAAGAAAAUGGUUGGCUUUUGGAUGGAUACCCUAGGAGUUUGUCACAGGCUACUGCUUUCAUGGAACUUAACUUUCAGCCUGAUCUUUUCAUUCUCCUAGAAGUCGAUGAAGAGAUUCUUGUUGAGAGGGUGGUUGGACGUAGAUUAGACCCUGUUACUGGAAGGAUAUAUCACUUGAAGUAUUCUCCUCCUGAGACCGAAGAAGUUGCUGCUAGGCUUACCCAACGUUUUGAUGAUACUGAAGAAAAGGUGAAGUUGCGAUUGCAAACUCAUCACGAAAACGUUGAGGCAGUACUCUCAAUAUAUGAAGACAUUACAUUAAAGCUCAUGGGCUCUGAAGGUUUCUUUAGUAUCUAUGCUCGUGUUGUUGCACAGACUGUGUCAUUUCUCGAGUCCAUAGGUCAAUGGAAACAUUUCAAAGGAGCAAGUGUUUGCACAAAUUGACAACGCUCUCACAAAAUUACAUGAGGAUAGGAAGGCAGUAUCAGAACCUCUGGCUGCAUAAUUGAGGAAGGAGAAGAAGAAGAAGACUAGGUGGAAGAUUGCAUAGAGACAGGAAAAAAUAGCCUGGGUCGUCAAUUCUCACUACACAGAGGUGUGUUCCUUGACUUAAUGUGAUAUCUUUUAUAUUAAAUGCUGUGCUAUAUUAUCAGGUUUCUUAGAAAUUACCAGUCCUUGUACAAAUUUUGGUAUUACUGUCAUCAUUAUUCUUUGAAAUGUAUCUUGUGGGCAUUUAAUCACGUUUGUAAUAAAUACAAAUAAAGAAAUGCACAAUUCUGAGGCUUUUCUUAA